This is a messenger RNA of Zea mays, 1732 nucleotides long. RefSeq lists its product as uncharacterized. The transcript has 7 exons. Gene Ontology annotation, molecular function: GTP binding; GTPase activity. Bases 92 to 1231 code for a protein of 379 amino acids. Gene Ontology annotation, biological process: mitochondrial translation. Lineage: Eukaryota; Viridiplantae; Streptophyta; Magnoliopsida; Poales; Poaceae. The record is from RefSeq and is marked validated. Gene Ontology annotation, cellular component: mitochondrion.
AUCACCACCCUCAGUCGAAGCCCCCCUGCGGCCCUGCCACACUGGAGAUCUCGCCACACUGCGGCCCCGCCUCCUCGCCGUCUCUACAACAAUGACGACACCGGCGGCGGAGGCCGUGUCGCGCCGCCUGGGAGCGGCCGUGCGUGGCCUCUCCGGCGCGUGGUACGGGCGCCACAUGGCCUCGGCCGAGCGCGCCAUCCGCGCGCGCCUCCCCCUCGUCGACCUCGUCCUCGAGGUCCGCGACGCCCGCGCGCCCGCCUCCUCAUCGUUCGAGCCUCUCCUCCGCCGCCGCGGGCCUCUGGAGCCAGACCGCCGCGCGGUCGUCCUCCUUAACAAGGCGGACCUGGCGGACCCGUCCGAAACCGAGGGGUGGGUGGCGUACAUCAAGAAGCAGAGGAGAUGCUCUUGCGUCGCGGUAAACUCGCACAGCAGGGAAAGCAUCAAGGAGGUGCUGAAAGUCGUGCAAGCAAGAAUGAGGGAGAUCAAGCAUGGCGACAGCAAUUGCACGGGAACUGCCCUCCUGGUCGGGAUCCCAAACGUUGGGAAAUCGGCCAUCGUUAAUGCGAUACAUCAAAUUGGGAGGAUUGCGGCAGCAGAGAAGGGGAAGCUCAAGCAUGCGAUUGUGAGCAGCCAUCCUGGAGAAACCAGGGACAUACGUGGAUACAAGAUUGCUAGUCAUCCGAAUAUAUACGUGUUGGACACUCCUGGUGUGCUUUCGCCGAGAUUUGCAGAUGAUGGUUCUGGCCCCAGGCUAGCCUUGACAGGAGCCAUCAAGGAUUCCUUGUUAGAGGAUUACGAUACUGCACAGCUCCUUCUUGCGAUAGUGAACUCAGGGAAGGAAUAUAGGAAGUGGGAGAAGCUGAAUAAAGCAGGAGAUUCCUUUUCUUGUGGCAACACAAUCACGCCCAGGGGCCACAACAGUAAAGAGCAAUAUGCUUCAGAUCACACUCAGGAUUCCGUCGUGAAAGCAGUCCGCCAGGUGCUUUUUGAGACCAUAUCUAGUUUUAACGGGGAUCUAGGGCAGGUGGAUGAGCUAAGGAGAUUGAUCGGCCACCAACUUGUAAACUUGCAGCAGGUUUUCAAAGUCUUGACUGAACCAAGUGAGAAUAUCUGUAAACCUAUAGCUACUAAACUGGUCAAUCUAUAUCGGACAGGAAGGCUUGGCCGAUAUACCUUAGAACAUGUCCCAGAUGUUAGGCAGGAAGUUGUCGCAGAAUUACCUACCGCCUAAAGCAUGCCCUGUUUUUUUUACCUUAAAACAAGGAUUAUGCAUUGGUUUGGCCAGGAUACAGUACAGCCCCUCCUAGCUGUAGGUUGCCCAUGGAGCAUGAAGCGCCUCCGGUGUUCCAUUAGAGGCCAAAAACUGAAUCAACCACAGUGUACUAUGUAAGUCUUGCGGAUUGACUACUCGGGUGCAUUAGUUUGGCAGAUAAUCUUAAAGAAGGCUAUCAUGUGGGUGCAAGAAACAUUCACAUUCAUAUACAUCAGCUGCGGAUUACCGCGUACCGCGAUGGGUUCAGGACUCAGGGAGAAUGCUCAUUGUGACCAAUCUCCAGCAACGUCAUAUAUAUCCGUUCUUUACAGUUUUCUCUAAAAGUUUUUGUCCUCUAUAUCUCUUCUCUCUUCAACAAUGUUCUCUAUCUCGUUCUCUAUACAUAAAUACAUAUGUUCUAUAUACAUAAAUGCAUAUGUUAGAGAUAUAUUUUGCUUUAAUUUUUUUGUACGUGUGUAU